Molecule: messenger RNA, 1148 nt
Organism: Ctenocephalides felis (cat flea)
Lineage: Eukaryota; Metazoa; Arthropoda; Insecta; Siphonaptera; Pulicidae
Product: testicular acid phosphatase homolog
Exons: 8
Coding region: 18-1139 (373 amino acids)
Biological process (GO): dephosphorylation
Molecular function (GO): phosphatase activity
Source: RefSeq, a predicted model, not a curated record
UUGUUUUACAAUUUAAAAUGUGGCGUUUAUUGCUGGUUGUUUCAAGUGCAAUUUUAAUUGAAAAUGUGAAUGCAGAAUUGAAAUUUGUGUUUGCGACUGCAAGAGGUAUGUCACAUACACCUUGUGAUUAUCCAGGCGGUCCAAAUAUUACAGGCCAGCCUGAGACUUCAAGCGUGUUGACAACGGCAGGUAAAAAUGAGGCAUCAGAAAUUGGCAAAUUAUUAUCUAAACAUUACAAACAAAAUUUGAAAAUUACUGAAUGGGAUUCAAGUAAAAAUUAUUGGACAUUAGCUAGUACUACAAGAAGAUCCCAAGAAGGAGCACUUAUUAUUGGUUCUGGUCUAGAAGGAAAGAAAGAGGCAGAAUGGACACAAGACAAAGGAGAGAAAACCGUAUUUUCUUUAUUUGGUGAAUAUGCUAAAUUCUAUAGUCCAAGAUCUUGUCCAAACUUCAUAGAACAACAGAAAAUGGCAGUAAAAGACUUGUUAACAAAGGGUGCAACAAAUUAUAAAAAUUUAUUUGCAAAAUUAAAAAAAGAAGCGUAUAAAAUAGAUGCAACGAAAGGUCCUCAGAAUGUUUGGCUGGCAUAUGAAACUUUAAAUUUACAAAGCAAGCUCAAUCAAGCUCCAGAAUGGUUUGAAAGUAUGAAAAACGAGCUGAAAAGUUUUUCCGAAGAAUAUUUAUGGAGGGCUCUAACUUCUAAUGAGAAUCUUAGAAAGAUGUCAGGAGGCCGUAUGAUUAACGAUAUAUUGAACGAUAUCGAUAGUAUAAAAGAAGGAAAGGGACAACCGGGUGCUCCUGGAAAAACAGGAAAUAAAUUAUCAGUGCUGACCGUUCCUCAAGCUAUCUUAGCAGCAUUUGUUUCAGCUUUUGCUCCCAAAGGUACAAAAAUUGAAAAUCAGGACCUUGGUCCGUCUAGUUUAUAUCCUGGCCAAGGAGCACUCCACGUUAUUGAACUGCACAAGGAUAACAACCAAUGGAGUGUGAAAGUUCUCUAUAGAAACAAUGACAAAAUGGAACUGAGACCUAUGAAACUUCCAUCAUGCGAUGACAAAUGUCCUUAUGAAACUUUUAAAUCAACUCUACAAUCCUAUGAUAUGAAAAAGCAAGAUCAUGAUAAAUUAUGUAAAAAGCAAUAAAACUGUUGG